AUGAUGAGUGUGAAACAGAUUGUUGAUGUCUUCAUGGAGUACAACCUCAUCCAGCAGUGCACCUCCUUACUUGAUGCCCUGAAGAACAACAGACCUAUGGAGGGACCUCUACAGACACGUCUGUUGGAAAUGAAUUUGGUUCAUGCACCACAGGUUGCAGAUGCUAUUCUGGGAAACCAGAUGUUCACCCACUAUGAUCGUUCCCAUGUGGCACAGCUGUGUGAGAAGGCUGGUCUCCUGCAGAGGGCGCUGGAGCAUUAUACAGACUUGUAUGAUAUCAAGCGUGCUGUGGUGCAUACACAUCUCCUGAACCCAGAGUGGCUAGUGAAUUUCUUUGGCUCUCUGUCAGUGGAGGACUCUCUGGAGUGUCUGCGGGCCAUGCUAUCUGCCAACAUCCGUCAGAACCUGCAGAUCUGUGUCCAGGUGGCAUCCAAAUACCAUGAGCAGCUCACUACUCAGGCCCUGACGGAACUGUUUGAGUCCUUCAAAAGUUUUGAGGGGCCUGUUCUACUUCUUGGGCUCAAUUGUAACUUCAGCCAAGACCCAGAGGUCCACUUUAAAUAUAUCCAGGCUGCCUGCAAGACGGGUCAGAUCAAAGAGGUGGAGAGAAUCUGCAGAGAGAGCAACUGUUACGACCCCGAACGUGUGAAGAACUUCCUCAAGGAAGCCAAGCUGACCGACCAGCUACCUCUGAUCAUUGUGUGUGACCGCUUUGAUUUUGUCCAUGAUCUGGUUUUGUACCUGUACCGCAACAGCCUACAGAAGUACAUUGAAAUCUAUGUGCAAAAGGUGAACCCAAGCCGUCUGCCAGUUGUCAUUGGAGGAUUGCUGGAUGUGGAUUGUGCUGAAGAUGUGAUUAAAAACCUGAUUAUGGUGGUGAGAGGGCAGUUCUCCACUGAUGAACUGGUGCUGAAGUGGAGAAAAGAAUCGUGGGGGUUUGUUUGUUUGUUCAACGUCAGACUGAAGCUGCUGCUUCCGUGGUUGGAGGCUCGUAUUCAUGAAGGUUGUGAGGAGCCUGCAACCCACAACGCCCUGGCCAAGAUUUACAUUGACAGCAACAACAACCCUGAGCGAUUCCUGAGGGAGAACCCUUACUACGACAGCCGUGUGGUUGGCAAGUACUGUGAGAAGCGAGACCCUCAUCUGGCCUGUGUGGCCUAUGAAAGAGGACAGUGUGACCAGGAGCUGAUUCAUGUGUGCAAUGAGAAUUCAUUAUUCAAGAGUCUGUCUCGCUACCUGGUGCGUCGUAAAAACCCUGAACUGUGGGCAAGCGUGCUGCUGGAGACCAAUAACUACAGGAGGCCGCUCAUCGACCAGGUUGUCCAAACAGCUUUAUCUGAGACUCAGGAUCCAGAAGAGGUGUCUGUCACAGUCAAGGCCUUCAUGACAGCCGACCUCCCCAAUGAGCUAAUCGAACUCCUGGAGAAGAUUGUUCUGGAUAACUCUGUCUUUAGUGAGCACAGAAACCUCCAGAAUCUUCUCAUCCUGACAGCCAUUAAAGCUGACCGCACACGUGUCAUGGAGUACAUAAACCGACUAGACAACUACGAUGCCCCAGACAUUGCAAACAUUGCCAUCAGCAAUGAGCUGUUUGAGGAGGCAUUUGCUAUUUUCAGGAAAUUUGAUGUCAACACAUCUGCUGUGCAGGUUUUGAUUGAGCACAUCGGCAACCUGGACAGAGCCUAUGAGUUUGCUGAGCGCUGCAAUGAGCCCCCAGUGUGGAGUCAGCUGGCAAAAGCACAACUUCAGAAAGGUUUGGUCAAAGAGGCUAUUGACUCCUACAUCAAGGCCGAUGACCCUUCUGCUUACAUGGAGGUGGGACAAGCUGCAGCACAGAGCGGUAACUGGGAGGACCUGGUGAAGUUUUUGCAGAUGGCCCGUAAGAAGGCCCGUGAGUCAUACGUUGAAACAGAGUUGAUUUUUGCCUUGGCCAAAACCAACCGCCUGGCUGAACUGGAAGAAUUCAUAAAUGGACCAAAUAAUGCUCACAUCCAGCAGGUGGGUGACCGUUGUUAUGACGACAAGAUGUAUGAGGCAGCCAAACUUCUUUACAACAAUGUGUCCAACUUUGGCCGUCUGGCUUCCACUUUGGUGCACCUGGGAGAGUAUCAGGCUGCUGUGGAUGGAGCUCGGAAGGCCAACAGCACCCGCACGUGGAAGGAGGUGUGUUUUGCCUGUGUUGACGGGAAGGAGUUCCGUCUUGCCCAGAUGUGCGGCCUGCAUAUUGUGGUCCAUGCUGAUGAACUAGAGGAACUUAUUAACUAUUACCAGGAUCGUGGAUAUUUUGAGGAGCUGAUCACCAUGCUGGAGGCCGCCCUCGGGCUGGAGCGUGCUCACAUGGGUAUGUUUACUGAACUGGCCAUCCUCUACUCUAAAUUCAAACCACAGAAGAUGAGGGAACACCUGGAGCUCUUCUGGUCUCGUGUCAAUAUUCCAAAGGUCCUCAGGGCAGCAGAGCAGGCCCAUCUCUGGGCAGAGCUGGUGUUCCUCUAUGAUAAGUACGAGGAAUAUGACAACGCCAUCAUCACCAUGAUGAACCACCCCUCCGAUGCUUGGAAGGAAGGCCAGUUCAAAGACAUCGUCACCAAGGUGGCCAAUGUGGAGCUGUAUUACAAGGCGAUCCGGUUUUAUCUGGAAUUUAAGCCAUUAUUGCUCAACGACCUGCUCAUUGUUCUCUCUCCAAGACUUGACCACACGCGUGCAGUUAAUUUCUUCAGCAAGGUGAAGCAACUGCCUCUGGUUAAACCCUACCUGAGGUCAGUCCAGAAUCACAACAACAAGUCAGUCAAUGAGGCACUUAACAACCUCUUCAUCAUCGAGGAAGACUAUGCGGCACUACGUACUUCCAUCGACGCCUAUGACAAUUUUGACAACAUCUCACUGGCCCAGGGCCUGGAGAAGCAUGAACUGAUUGAGUUUAGAAGGAUCGCUGCCUAUCUCUUCAAGGGCAACAACCGCUGGAAACAGAGUGUUGAGCUCUGCAAAAAGGACAAACUCUAUAAGGAUGCCAUGCAGUACGCCUCAGAGUCCAAAGACACAGAGCUGGCAGAGGAGCUCCUGGCUUGGUUCUUAAUGGAAGACAAGAAGGAGUGUUUUGCCGCUUGCCUUUUCACCUGCUAUGACCUGCUGAGGCCUGACGUGGUGCUGGAGACUGCUUGGAGGCACAACAUCAUGGACUUCUCCAUGCCAUAUUUCAUCCAGGUCAUGAGGGAGUACCUCAGUAAGGUUGAUGCGAUAAAGGAAAAGGUGGACAAACUGGAAGCCUCGGAGUCUCUGAGGAAACAGGAGGAGCAGGCCACCGAGUCCCAACCCAUUGUUUAUGGCACCGCCCAGCUGAUGCUCACAGCAGGGCCAAACGUCACCGUGCCGCCACAGCAGGUCUACGGUUACGGUUACACGGCACCUGGCUAUGCUCAGCCACAACAGCCCAGCUUUGGUUACGGCAUGUGAACGUGCCGCACAUGCACACACCUUCCUCUCACCUGUCCUCUCUGUGUUCCUCACCAGCUUCCUGUGGUCCUCUACUCACAGCGGGGGCCUCAGAGCAACAGCCCACUUUGAAGUUUGUGUUCUCUUCUAAUGCAAACAUGCACUGAAGGACUUUAUUAAUUUGUAUUGUUUGUAUUUGUAUUGGUGUAUUUGUUUUUCACAUUCCAUAUUUAUGACUACUUAUUUAGAGAAGUGGUAUAUUAUUAUUUUGUGUAUGUUUGUCUUUUUUAUUUUAUUGAUUUUUGUUUGUGCAGAAGUGGACUAGCUGACGCUCACUAACGAGCCUUUUGAAGUAGGUGGAGGAACAUCGGAUUGUUUCUUUUUUUGGCACUCAUGAAGAAAUUAAUGUAGAGAAGCUCUUACUUUUGAUGUACUGAACAUGUGACCAGCUUCCAUUGUCUCAUCUGUCUGUAAAAUGCAUUUUCAUCAUUGUAUAUUUUGAGGGGGGGAUGGGUUACUUAUAAUAUUUGAACAUAUAUUGCCAUUUGAAUGGCUAUAGCUAGCAACACUAAAUACUGAUAGAAUAUUCUGCACAGGCGUGUAGCUUUAUGGAGUUUUAAAUGCAUACAGACAUAAGUCGCUGCUCAACUGAGGGUGUGUUUGUGUGUGCGCGUGACUGUCGACUUUAGUUUUAUCCUGUCCCACCCUCUUAGAUGUACUCUUUCAUAGACUCCAUGUAUUUCGGUGACCACUCGUGCCGUGUACAGUGCUUGUGUGAGACUGUCUGUAUAUGUGCAAGGACGGGACUGUGUUGACCAAACACCCACAACCCCCAGACGUGUGUGUGUGUGUGUGUGUGUACUGACCCUCCUUGUCAGUGUGCAAGGUCUGUGUAUGCCAGGUGUUGUGGUGUUUCCCUUGGUUACUUUUUCCCCAUGUAGCGAUGUGAACAUGGUGAAAACUUUUUGAAGGAGACUCCUACUCUCCCAUCCCAUUUUCUCCCUCACGCCUGGCGGCGAGAACAAGGAAGACAGCCUGGUGAAACGGGCUGCCGAAAUAUAUAAAUGCUCCCAGAGGUUGCGUGUGUGUGUGUAUGGUUUUGAUGAACAAAAAUUAAGUCCUUUGUGGAGAAUGGUCUGAAAUAAGAGCCUGUGUGUGUACUUUGAUGUACUUCCAAACAUGCUUUCAGCUGUGUCUAAAAGUGUCAUUCUAACCCGACCAGACGUUGAAUUUCUUUUUGUUAUGCAUAUUAAUGACAAACAGGACCUGUCAUUAAGUGGAAGAACAUGGCUUAACUGAAAGGGAAAUACUAGUCUAAAUAAAAAAACUAAAAAUUGUA
Molecule: messenger RNA, 4768 nt
Organism: Thalassophryne amazonica
Lineage: Eukaryota; Metazoa; Chordata; Actinopteri; Batrachoidiformes; Batrachoididae
Product: clathrin heavy chain 1-like
Biological process (GO): mitotic cell cycle; clathrin coat assembly; receptor-mediated endocytosis
Cellular component (GO): clathrin-coated endocytic vesicle; extracellular exosome; clathrin complex
Molecular function (GO): clathrin light chain binding
Source: RefSeq, a predicted model, not a curated record